This is a messenger RNA of Papaver somniferum (opium poppy), 408 nucleotides long. RefSeq lists its product as uncharacterized. The coding region runs from base 1 to 408 and encodes 135 amino acids. The record is from RefSeq and is a predicted model, not a curated record. Lineage: Eukaryota; Viridiplantae; Streptophyta; Magnoliopsida; Ranunculales; Papaveraceae. The transcript has a single exon.
AUGGCCCCGAGUGGUUUACCUCCUCAUGAGUUGAAAUUGAAGCUAGGAGCACCCAUUAUGUUACUGAGGAAUGUUAGUGCCAAGAACGGCUUAUACAAUGGUACUAGGCUUAUCAUAAAGAAGUUAUUUCCAAAUUGUAUCGAUGCAGUGAUCCUCAGUGGAAAUUCAACGGGUAAAAGAUUAUUUCUCCAUAGGAUGCCAAUGAGUCCGCCAGAGAAUUUUGAGAUGCCGUUUAAGAUGAUUUGCAAGCAAUUCCCAGUACGUAUGUGCUUUGCAUUCACCAUCAACAAAGAACAGGGACAAACAAUUGAAAACACCUGUAUUUAUCUUCCCGAGCAUGUCUUUAGUCAUGGGAAAUUGUAUGUUGGGUUUCAAGGGGUGUUUCCAGCAACAACACUAAAGUGUUAA